Messenger RNA from Neoarius graeffei (lesser salmon catfish), 3703 nucleotides. RefSeq names its product solute carrier family 9 member 8 (gene slc9a8). The record is from RefSeq and is a predicted model, not a curated record. Gene Ontology annotation, cellular component: membrane; Golgi apparatus. The transcript is spliced from 16 exons. The coding region runs from base 106 to 2046 and encodes 646 amino acids. Gene Ontology annotation, molecular function: sodium:proton antiporter activity. Gene Ontology annotation, biological process: proton transmembrane transport; sodium ion transport; regulation of pH. NCBI's taxonomy places the organism in Eukaryota, Metazoa, Chordata, Actinopteri, Siluriformes, Ariidae.
AGAAGUGAUGACGUGGCGGCUGGACAGCGCGGAUUAGCAGCUUAGCAUGUGGAGUGUAAAUGAAGAGAAUUGCUGUGUUUAUGGUUUGUGUUGUGCUGUUUAAGGAUGAAGCCGGGAAGCCGAGGUGCGGUGGUGUGCUGCUGUGUGGUUUUGUUGGCGCUGGUGCGGGAAACGCAGUGCGGUGACGCUCCCGGUGAGCUGCUGCCGGAGCGCACGAGACCGGAGGAAGAGAAGACUGAGGGACAACAACAACAAACACAAACAUUCAGCGGAGGAGGAGAAAACAACGGACAAAAUGAAAACCCAGAACAACAAAUCGACUCGAACAGAAUAAAUGCCACAGAAGCACCCAGCAAUGAAACCACGCCCAUUGCCAAGGCGACGACCUCAACCACGCCCAUGGUCAAGCCCAUCCUGCCGGUUCAGACGGGGGUCAAAGCACAGGAGGAGGAGCAGUCGAGCGGCAUGAGCAUCUUCUUCAGCUUGCUCGUCAUCGGAAUCUGCAUCGUAUUGGUUCACCUGCUGAUCAAGGUCAAGCUGCACUUCCUGCCCGAGAGCGUGGCCGUCGUUUCACUGGGAAUCCUGAUGGGAGCGGUUAUCAAGAUCAUCGAGACUCAGCAGCUGGCCAACUGGAAGGAAGAGGAAAUGUUCAAGCCCAACAUGUUCUUCCUCCUCCUGCUGCCUCCAAUCAUCUUUGAGUCGGGAUACUCGCUUCAUAAAGGAAACUUCUUCCAGAACAUCGGCUCCAUCUCCUUAUUCGCCGUCAUCGGGACGGCCAUAUCCGCCUUCAUCGUCGGGGGAGGGAUCUACUUCCUGGGACAGGCAGAUGUUAUUUACAAGAUGACCAUGACAGACAGUUUUGCAUUUGGUUCUCUGAUCUCAGCGGUGGAUCCCGUAGCCACCAUUGCCAUCUUCAACGCUCUGAACGUGGAUCCGGUCCUGAACAUGCUGGUGUUCGGCGAGAGCAUUCUCAACGACGCCGUGUCCAUCGUGCUCACCAAUACGGCAGAGGGCUUCACCGGCCCACACGCCUCGUCUGUAACGGGAUGGCAGACGUUCCUGCAAGCGCUCGGUUACUUCCUGGAGAUGUUCUUCGGCUCGGCUGCUCUCGGCACGCUCAUCGGCCUCAUCUCCGCCCUCUGUCUGAAACACUUUGACAUGAGGAAGACGCCGUCUCUGGAGUUCGGCAUGAUGAUCAUCUUCGCCUAUCUGCCGUACGGUCUGGCUGAAGGGAUCAAACUGUCUGGAAUAAUGGCCAUCCUGUUUUCAGGGAUUGUGAUGUCUCACUACACUCACCAUAACCUGUCUCCUGUAACGCAGAUCCUCAUGCAGCAGACGCUCCGCACCGUCGCCUUCAUGUGUGAAACCUGUGUGUUUGCCUUUCUUGGUCUCUCCAUUUUCAGUUUCCCACACAAGUUUGAGUUUUCUUUUGUUAUCUGGUGUAUCGUUUUGGUUCUUCUCGGUCGAGCAAUAAACAUCUUCCCCUUGUCCUUCUUCCUGAACUUCUUCCGCGACCACAAGAUCACCCCGAAAAUGAUGUUCAUCAUGUGGUUCAGUGGCCUGAGGGGGGCGAUCCCGUACGCGCUGAGCCUCCACCUCGGCCUCGAGCCCAUCGAGAAGCGGCAGCUCAUCGGCACCACCACCAUCAUCAUCGUGCUCUUCACGAUCUUAGUAAUGGGGGGCGGGACCAUGCCCCUCAUCCGCAUCAUGGACAUCGAGGACAGCAAAUCACGGAACAGGAACAGGAACAAGAAGGACGUCAACCUGAGCAAGACGGAGAAGAUGGGUAACACGAUAGAGUCGGAGCACCUCUCGGAGCUGACGGAGGAGGAAUACGAGGCUCAGAUUGUGCAGCGGCGUGACCUGAAGGGCUUCCUGUGGCUCGACGCCAAAUACCUCAAUCCCUUCUUCACUCGCCGACUCACACAGGAGGAUCUGCUGCAUGGGCGAAUCCAGAUGAAGACUCUGACCAAUAAGUGGUACGAGGAGGUGAGACAGGGUCCAUCCGGCUCUGAGGACGAGGAUGAUGAAGCUGAACUCCUCUAAAUCUCUCACACACACACUUCUACUGAAUGUUGUACAUGGGCUGUACCACUGAACCGAGUCACUGGAAUGCGCCAAACCCCCCACAGUCAGGGGGAGUGAACUCAGUGUGGGAUCGAGGUGUGCUUUGGAUCAGCACCAGAAAGAAAGUAAACGCUUUUUCAUCUAAAGAAGGGAAGGAUUUCACAUCAAAAGGAACGUUAAUGCAAAAACAAUAGCGGAUUUAUUUCUGUAUUUCUUUAUUUCUACAUUACGACAAAAACAGCAUCAUAGCAAGUGAAAACAUCUGGAGUGAAGCUAAAUUUAUCCGUGUGUGUGUUGGCACAAAGAAGUGUAACCUCCUCUUCUGUUCCAGUUUCACCUCGAACUGUUCCAAAGCGCUCACACUGGAGACUCCUUCCAGAAAUGUCAAACACACACGUUUUCAAUCUGUUUAUUUAUUACUAGUGCACCAUCCGCCCUGCAACUGUGCUGUUACUAUAGAAACAGUAGCGUACUAGAACAGUGCAUUAAUAUAAACCUGUGAUUUUCAGCUGCACUAUUUUAAAGAACACUAAUCAACUCUUCAACACCUUCCGACCAAUCAGAAUCCAGAAUUCGACAGUGCUGUGCUGUAAUGAGUUUUACAGAAAGCUCUGUCUAUUCCAGAUUUUUAUUUUUGGCUGUUUUUCUGAGAUGUUGAAUGUAUGCGUGCACGUCCAAGUGAUGGCAUUUUAUGCUUAUUAAUUUGAUAUUAAUUUCUGUUAAAUUAUAUGUUAAUUUAUGUUGAAUCUUGCUACUGAAUCAUUUUAAUCAGCUGAUGAGGGUUUGCUGGUGUAAGAUUACACACACAGGGACGUCAAGCAGCCAGGGUUGGUUUUUUUUUUUUUGGUGGGGGGGGGUGGGUGAAGGUGAAAAUAUAUCAGUUAAUUAUUAAUUAACCUUUAAAUUAGUUUUGCAUUUUAAAUGGAAUAUUAAGAAUUUAUUCAGCGUAAAUUCAGAGGGUCUUUGGGGUUUUUCUGUUUUCCUCUCAGCUGUCACUGAAUUCAGAUUUUAUAAAAUAAUGAAGGGCGUGGCUAAAAUGAAGGAAAGGUAAAGACAUUGUAGCAACAAGACAUUGUUUUGGAUUUUAUUAAUGUUUGUUUGUUUUUCUUCAUUAUUACUGCUGGUGUAUAUUCCUGUACGAUAUUAUCAGUAAUGAAAAAUAAGUGAUAUGAAUUUAAACCUCUGCCUGUCGAACAGUUACAGAAGGUUUUGCUGUGCAUUUUAGUUUUGCUCCAUGAUGAGCCCACUUCUCAUUUCUAAUCUUUUAGAAGUCUGGUAUUUAUUUGUAGAUAAAUGGACAUCGGUUUUAUAAUUUUCCUUUUCCAUGGGGGACCUAAACAUUUGCACUCCACUCCAUGUGUCGCAUGCUGACGACACACAUGGACAAUCACGGACCUGGGAUUUUUCAGUUAGUGGAAUUUUAACAAAGCCAAGACGUUUUAUUGUACAGUUUUGUACCGAGUCUUCUAGCUGCUGUUUACACGCCGCCGCUGCGUCCGAACGGCGUAUUUAAUUUUUGAAGAAGGAUUUUUAUUAGAUUAUCACUUCAGGUUUCUGUUCUCCUGCUCAUGGGUAAAAUUUCAGUUUUCUGAAAACACUGUCACUGAAAUUUUAAAUAAAUAAAUUCAUUACAAAA